AUGCUGGCCACCCUAUUGCUGCUUAGUCUUUCUCUCCCCACUUUGUGGACCCAGAUAUUAAUCAGCUGUGCCUACAAGAGUCUCUGCCAGCAGGCUCUACUCUCAGGCAAUGAUGUUGUCCUGCAGUGUGACCAUCCAAAGGCACUCUGGUACUACUCUUCUAUUCUUGAGGAGGAGCCAUUGCUGGUGUCCUCAAUGCCUAACAUAAAGAAACUGCCUGGGGGCAGCCUCCAACUGACCAACCCUCAGCCCUCCCAGACAGGCCUCUAUCACUGCCAGGACAAUGAGAGUGCCCUCGUGGUGGACUAUGAGCUUGAUUUCCAGGAUGUCACCACCCUGCAUAUUACACACAAAGGUCUGGGCCAAAAGCCCCUUCAGAAUGAGACUUUGAAGCUGGGUACCAGUGUACUUAUCUUCACCCAAUGGGAGCCCUGGCAGGACUGUAACCGCUGCGGGAAGCCGGGUGAGCGCAAACGCCUGGGGUACUGCUACAUUGAGGAGCCCCUGGAGAAACCCAUGCCUUGUUGGCUCUAUCUGAGAGUGGAGAAGGUGAAAGACAGCCGCAUGCGGCCUGAAAUGCAGGUGGAAGCCUGCCUUGUACCCUGUGACCACUUCAAGGAAAUCAACCAGCCAUACUUCAUCUUUGACAUUUACCAGUUGGGCAAGUUGACCAACAUAUGGCUCACCUGCCCCUUGGCCUCCAUCUACAGGUGA
This is a messenger RNA of Pteropus alecto (black flying fox), 714 nucleotides long. RefSeq names its product protein FAM187B. The coding region runs from base 1 to 714 and encodes 237 amino acids. The transcript has a single exon. Lineage: Eukaryota; Metazoa; Chordata; Mammalia; Chiroptera; Pteropodidae. The record is from RefSeq and is a predicted model, not a curated record.